GGCUGGCUGAGAAAAUCGCCCCCCGAGAAGAAGUUGAGGCGCUAUUCACAGCAAAGAAUGGGUAGAGUGCACUGUGACAGGCUUGUCAGAGAGAUGCGGCUGUGGUUCUCUUCCCCACCUGCUUCUCGAGCAGGCAACCCUAGGAGCCUUUCUCUUCCUUCUCCCGCCUACUCAGCCCAUCACCAAGGCCUGGAAGAAACGCUGGUUUAUCCUGCGGAGUGGCCGGAUGAGCGGCGACCCAGAUGUUCUGGAAUACUACAAGAAUGAUCACUCCAAGAAGCCCCUGCGGAUCAUCAACCUCAACUUCUGUGAGCAGGUGGAUGCGGGCCUGACCUUCAACAAGAAGGAGCUGCAGGAUAGUUUUGUGUUUGACAUCAAGACCAGCGAGCGCACCUUUUACCUGGUGGCUGAGACAGAGGAGGACAUGAAUAAGUGGGUCCAGAGCAUCUGUCAGAUCUGUGGCUUCAAUCAGGCUGAGGAGAGCACAGACUCCCUGAGAAACAUUUCCUCAGCCAGUCAUGGUCCGCGCUCCUCUCCAGCUGAGUUCAGCAGCUCCAAUCAGCACCUUCUCCGAGAACGAAAAUCCUCAGCCCCAUCGCACUCCAGCCAGCCAACCUUGUUCACAUUCGAACCCCCCGUGUCAAACCACGUGCAGCCCCCCUUGUCCACCAGUGCACCUCAGGAGUAUCUCUACUUGCACCAGUGCAUAAGCCGGAGAGCAGAAAAUGCCAGGAGUGCCAGCUUCUCUCAGGGCACCAGGGCCUCGUUCCUCAUGAGGAGUGACACCGCCGUACAGAAACUAGCCCAGGGCAAUGGACACUGUGUCAACGGUGUCAGUGGUCAAGUCCAUGGCUUCUAUAGCCUCCCCAAGCCGAGCCGGCACAAUGCAGAAUUCAGAGACAGUACCUACGACCUUCCCCGGAGCCUGGCCUCCCACGGCCACACCGAGGGCAGCCUCACAGGCUCUGAGACCGAUAAUGAGGGCGUCUACACCUUCAAGACGCCCAGCAACACCCUGUGCCGGGAGUUUGGGGACCUCCUGGUGGACAAUAUGGAUGUUCCGACCACACCCCUCUCAGCCUACCAGAUCCCCAGGACAUUCACGCUGGACAAGAACCACAACGCCAUGGCGGUGGCCGCUCCCGGGGACUCAGCCAUCGUUCCUCCACCCAGACCCCCCAAGCCAAGCCAGGCGGACACACCUCGAUGGGGCAGCCCUCAGCAGAGACCCCCCCUCGGUGAAAGCAGCAGAUCGGUCUCUGCCGCCUCCACCAUCCCCAGGCGCAACACCCUCCCGGCCAUGGACAACAGCCGGCUCCACCGAGCUUCUUCCUGUGAGUCCUACGAGUACCCUCAGCGCGGCCGAGAGAGUGCAGGCCGGUCUGCAGAGUCCAUGAGUGACGGAGUCGGUUCUUUCCUGCCUGGGAAAACACUCUUAGGCCGAUCGGAUAGCAUCAGUUCCGAAGACAACUAUGUGCCCAUGAAUCCAGGCUCCUCCACCCUGCUGGCCAUGGAGCGAGCAGGCGAUAAUUCCCAGAGUGUCUACAUCCCCAUGAGCCCAGGGCCCCAUCACUUUGACUCGCUUGGCUACCCCUCUGCAGCCCUUCCUAUGCACCGAGGCCCCAGCCGGGGCAGUGAGAUCCAGCCACCCCCCGUCAACCGCAACCUCAAGCCUGACCGGAAAGCAAAGCCAACACCACUCGACCUGAGAAACAACACCGUCAUCGAUGAGCUCCCCUUCAAAUCGCCUGUCACCAAGUCUUGGUCGAGGGCCAUCCACACCUUCAACCCCAGCUCCUCCCAGUACUGCCGCCCCAUCUCCACACAGAGCAUCACCAGCACAGACUCAGGAGACAGUGAAGAGAACUACGUCUCUAUGCAAAACCCAGUGUCUGCAUCGCCCAUUCCCAGCGGCACCAACAGCCCAGCCCCUAAGAAGAGCACCGGCAGCGUCGAUUACCUGGCCCUGGACUUCCAGCCAAGCUCCCCAAGCCCCCACCGCAAGCCAUCCACGUCAUCCGUCACCUCUGACGAGAAGGUGGACUACGUCCAGGUGGACAAGGAGAAGACCCAGGCCCUGCAGAGCACCAUGCAGGAGUGGACAGACGUGCGGCAGUCCUCAGAGCCGUCCAAGGGCGCCAAGCUGUGACUCGGGGACCACCCGGCCUGGAGAGGGGCCCGGAGGCACCGCACGAAGCUGGCUCCUCGCUGAAUCCCCUCCUGUGCGCCCCUCCCCUCUGCCAGUCUCGCCUUCAAAGCAUUUGACAUCAGGGACCUGCCCCUUCCCCUGGGAGGCGAGGGCCUGAUCAAGGCACUGCCUCCGCCCACUGGGGCCCACCUGUGAUCUGUACCAGUCAUGGCCAUGCCUCUAUUCACCUUAGUUAGGGCUCCUGCCAAAAAGCACCCUUCAGCCUCCUGCUGCCUUUAGACCUGAGUAUCUACCAGAUGUUUGGAGGGAAGGGCUGGGGCCCUGAGCAGACUCCACCUCACCUUCGCUCGCAGCCCGGCCCCCUUCCCCAGCCCCUGGGCUACCUCCUCCACCCCGGAAGAAGCCCUCAUCUCACUGGCCAGGAAGACAAGGACCAGCAGACCAAAGUGGACAUGGACUUCCUUCCCUUCUGGCUCGGCAGGGGAGGGGCGAGGCACCAAAACGGAGGAGUCAGAAGGCAGGUCAGAGUGGUCUUGAGGGACAGAGGUUAGAGGCCUAGUGGCAGCGCGGCCGGAGCAGGGUGGGAGAGGCAGGAGGCUGAGGACCAGAGGGAGGGAAGACAGGACGAUGGGCAACCAAGAGCAAGGGCGGCUCAUAGCCCAGGAGACGGAGACACAGGGACACUGCGGUCGGGCCCUGAGACUGUGGAGCCACAGGCCCGCUCUGGGGCAGAACACCCCCAAGUUCCUGCCUCCCGAGGGGAGCCUGGGCUGGGCAGGUGCGGAGAAGGAGCGUGGGGUCACUGGAGGUGAUGCAGGGGCUGAAGGGCAGCCCUGGGACAGGAAGGAGCUGGGCAGAGGGGGGCGCAGAUGACUGAUGGGAUGC
Molossus molossus (Pallas's mastiff bat) is the source of this 3034-nucleotide messenger RNA. It is a transcript of the gene GAB2, whose product is annotated as GRB2 associated binding protein 2. The record is from RefSeq and is a predicted model, not a curated record. Lineage: Eukaryota; Metazoa; Chordata; Mammalia; Chiroptera; Molossidae. The transcript is spliced from 11 exons. Bases 227 to 2149 code for a protein of 640 amino acids.